This is a messenger RNA of Giardia duodenalis, 1704 nucleotides long. RefSeq lists its product as uncharacterized. The record is from RefSeq and is a predicted model, not a curated record. NCBI's taxonomy places the organism in Eukaryota, Fornicata, Diplomonadida, Hexamitidae. Bases 1 to 1704 code for a protein of 567 amino acids. The transcript has a single exon.
AUGAGCUGUGUCUAUAAGCCAACAGUCCUUUCAGGCAGUGUUGUUCACGAUGAGCCUGACACAGACUCUGCCAGUUUGUUUGCCCAGGGUUAUGAUAACAGCAUUUUAUCUUUAGCCAAGAAUGCGGAUGUUUUAUCGGAGGCCUCUAAAGCAUUCUGUCCACCGCAAGAUUUCAAUAAGGUAUUGCGGCCUAAAUCUGUAGGCUUCUGUAGCUGCAGAAUUGACCCAGAUUUUGAAAACUUCAGAAACACGGUUUUGAGACUUCUUGCUAAUGUCCAAGAGGAUGUUCAAGGCUACAUCCAGGCAGGAAUUUCUCUUCGGAAACAGGAGUAUGUUGUUCUAGUUGAGAUACGCGACAGAAUAGACCGAUGUCAGCGUGACAUUAUGCUUUUUAUCGACACCUUUUCCGGUGAACAUGUACCUCGCUUACGGAGGCAAUCGUCAUUACUCGAAGCCCGCAAUGUAAAGCUUCAGACAAGAGCGAAGAACCUUUUGGUGAACGAAUUAGAUGCAGAUAAAUACUUGAAUACAGAGCCAAAGCGAACUAAGGACCUUUUGGAAGCUGAGAAUUUGAAAUUAAAGAAGGAACUGAAAGAACUGAAGAUGCAGUAUGCCUUACAGCUCAUACGAGCUCAGGAAUUGAUCGAUAAAAUACUUGAUACUAUCCAAGUGGAUAAUGUCACGAAAAACCGGCCUGUGUCAUCAUGUGCUAGGCCUGGCAGUGCCAGUACAAAGAAAGCUACCAAGGGAGAGCUCCGCACAACUCAACCUAAGUCAUCUGCCUCCUCCAGACAAACUCUUCAGAGCAUCAAGAGACAACUCCUCGAGCUGAAAAACGACACGAUAGAUUUACAGGCAUCGGUUCAGAGCGAUAAGUGUGGACCUAUUUGUCCACAUGAGCGGGCGCUGAAUGAUCUACUUAAGGCGAUUCGACAAGAGAAUGAAGCGCUCCCCUCUUCUAAACCAAAUAUUGCAGAGCGUGGUGGUAGCGGAGCAACCUCGGACAUCAUAGCUAUCGUCCAUGCAAUGAAGAACCUGUUUGAAGCAGCGCCAAAUCAGCUGAGUGUCAGUGCUGACAAUUCACUACAGACAGAAAAUAACGCGCUUAAGCGAGAACUUGCCAGUCAUAAGGACAGAGUUCAGGCACUGGAAGGCGAAAAUGCGGCUCUUCUUAAAGAGAUAUCUAAUACAAAGCAAAGUCUAGAUAGGAUUCAGAAGAGUACUUCAUCUCUUCUUGCCAGUAGUUCAGCAAAACCGCAAGAUGUAUGCCGGUGUGGUGCAUCUAUAGCCGCCUUGGAUGUCUCGAUGCUAUUACAGGAAAAAAGCAUCCUGUGUCACAAGCUACAGGAGAAAGAUGUGGAGCUUACAAAACUUCAGGCGGAGAUUGAUGAAGUCAUGCUCGAGCUCAUUAACCUCCAUGAACGGUAUGAUGAACUAGAAAAGAACGCAGCAUCAGACAAGCCAAAGAAGGACAUUGACAGUACACAGUGCCCGUGGAAACCGCAGGAACAGACAGCUUAUAAGGAUGUUGUUCCGCAUGGUGGUGAUAGAGUAACCAGUGAAAGCGUUGUUGAUUUCUCAACUCUGUAUAGUAAUCACAAGGCCACCAGUGCCAUGAUCGCAGACAGUAGCCGCGGUUUGGCAGAAAAGUCUACUAAGGCCAGCAGGCCUAAGAACAAAGGCGUGCGCAAAGAGCUAACUUAA